UUUAUUGCAUGAAUUGUUUUAUCAGGACACGUGAAAAAAGAAAGUUUUUAAAAAGAGGGUUAAUAUGACAAUAAUAGGGGGUCGUCUCUGUUUGGAAAUGCUAAAGAUCUGAUUGGUAACAGAGUUUGGAUGUUUUAUAGUCCAGUACUGAUGUUGUUUCAUUUCAUGUUCAUUUUGUUGUACCCGUAGCUAGUUAUUGUUUAUUUGAACGUGUCUUAGUCACUCAGAAUGACUCGCGUACUGUACAACAUAAACACUGCACUAAACCUGCUCCCUGCUAUUAGAUGGAAACACACACACACACACACACACUAGGUAUCUCUCUCUCUCUCUCUCUGUACUUACCUUUCUGAGAGAAUAUGAAAACAAUGGUCAAAAACAAUAUUUCAGCCCAUCCUAUUUUUCACUACAGGAAAGCUAGAGAAUUAGUCUGACCAAACAGAACUUGCAAAAACAGAAAAAGAGAACACUUCACAUAUCAUCAAUAAUAUCAAUUAACAGUUGCCCUUCUGUGUUUUAUAAAUGGUAGUUUAUUUUAACAUGUGUUUCAUAAAAACCAUGUGUCUUUAUUUCCCUAAAUACAUUUCAUUCUGAUAUUUUCUUAUUGUAAAAGGGCAGAUUUAUUUAUCAAUUAAAUAUAUUCAACAAAUAGAAAUGUAUAAAUAAGCCUGAAGGUUCAUUACUAAUCUUUAAAAUAACAGUUGUCAUGUAUGACCACCUGUUUAUGUGAAAGAAAUGCCUUUAUUGGGUCUCAACAACUGAACAAUCUCCAUGAGGACCGAGAGAACUCCACCCGCUAAUGAAGGCCAUAUAAGCUGUGGAAAAUGUGCAGUAAAUGGACCGUUUCCCAAGAAUGACUCAUAAUUGAUUAUUGACUAACGAUAUGACACAUAAAGAACGCAUAAAGUGCCAGGGAGACGUUCGCGUAAUUUCUGAUAAAAUAGACAAUAUAUAUUUAAAACAAUAAAUCCUGAUUGGACAUUCAUUAUGAAUUAAUUAUACUUGACAUUUCACAAUUUGUUUUAAAUUUACUUUAUUUAACAUUUUAUAUUUUCUUUGGAGAAAAAAGUUCAAGACAUUUGUUUUACUUUCCACAUAGAAAUCCACCAAAGCAGAAAUAAAAGCUGUUUAACACCGUGAGGAACGCCACCGUUCCUGAUGAUUGACAGUGAGUUACAGCCAAUCCAGCGCCUGUCCGUGAUUUGCGCGAGCCAAUGAGCGUCUAGUAUUCAAUGUUUGCGGAAGUUGUGGCGCCGUUGCCCGCGCGCGCUGCUACUUCGGACGACGCGUUUAGCUGAACAUUUCACUAAAAACGAACAACAUACCUUUCAAGGGAUGACAUUUGUUGACCUGAAUACAUUUUACACCGAGAACAAUUCAAACAUCAAUUUUGUUCUGACAUUGUUAUAAACGCGGAGCCCACGUGGGCCACUGCUGGUGUGUUGACACGUUACAUCCCGUCUUUAAUCAACCGGGGUCACGUGUCAGCUAACGCGCUGUCGUUGCCCAGAUGAGUUACGAACUGGAGGCUGACAUGAGCCCAUCGAAGCGGCUCCGCGACGCAGAAAAUGAAGCAGAAGCAGCGACCGGAAGUCAGGAGGGGGAGAGGGGAGCGGUGGACGUGAGUGUUGCCAUGCCGAUGUACAACGCCUCCACUUGGCUGGAUGAAGGCCUGCAGGCCAUCUUACACCAAGACUUCUCGGGAACCAUGGAGCUCUCCGUCUUUGACGAUGCAAGCACUGAUGACUCCAGGAAAGUGGUGGAGGGUUGGAGGGAGCGACUGGAGGCGAGGGGCAUCUCCGUGGUGAUCUCCGGCCACAACUCGGCCCAACCCAGAGGAGUGGGAUAUGCAAAGAAUAAGGCAAUAACUCAGAGCUGUGGACAAUAUUUGUGCUUUCAGGAUGCGGAUGACGUCAUGUUGCCCCAGAGAGUUCGCCUGCAGUACGAAGCGUCUUCCCUCCACCCAGACACUCUGAUUGGCUGUAAAGUUCAGAGGGUUCCGGAGGGAUCGACGGAGCGCUACACUCGCUGGAUCAACACCAUCACUCAGGAUCAGCUCCUCACGCAGGUGUACACGUCUCACGGGCCCACAGUCGUCAUGCCGACAUGGUUCUGCUCGAGGAACUGGUACCUGACGGUUGGACCGUUCGACGAGGGAGGCAAGGGAGUCCCAGAGGACUUGCUCUUCUUCUACCAGAGUCUUCGUCGGGGAGGGGGCGUGGCCAGGGUCGAUCAGAGCCUGCUGGUGUACCGUUACCAUGAGAAAGCCACCACGCACUCUGUUACUGAGGAAACCAUUUGGAAGCUGCGAGUGGACUUCUUGCAGGAGCGAGUUCUCAGCCAAUGGGAGAGCUUCACCAUAUGGAACGCCGGGAAGCAGGGCCGGAAGCUGUACCGAAGCCUGAGCUCGACCAAUCAGGAGAAGGUGAAAGCUUUCUGUGACGUCGACGACAACAAGAUCCAGAAAGGCUUUUACACAUAUGAGGACUCCAAGCAAAGGCCGAAGCCCAAAAUCCCCGUUCUGCACUACAAAGACGCCGCCGCGCCCUUCAUCGUGUGUGUUAAACUGGACAUGACAGAAGGCGUUCUGGAGGAGAACCUCAACUCCUUGCUGCUGAAGGAAGGAACAGAUUUCUACCAUUUCAACUGACGGCUCAGAGACACGGAGGCAACGAGAGGAGCCCUGCGGCUUUAAGGGGCUGAGAGGAAUGCUCACCAACUGAGGAAGAGGCAGGUGAUGAUGAAGAGUGAGCUGAACACUGGGACACGGUCAACAACACCAAGACCAGGGAAAAAGAACUCAUAUGGAUCUAGAGUGUUAAAAGAUGCAUCUUGUGUGGGGAAAAUGAAAGUUCUCAAAGUUGCAAGAUCUGCUGCAUUAACAUAGUUUUUUAUGGCGGGUGUGGCUUAUUGAUGAUGGAUGUGAAAUAAUACAUCAUUAAUGAGAAAAAAAUAACAAUUACAUUCUCCAAAAUGUGAACCCAGCAGAUUAGAGUUGCUGUCGGGCAUAUGUGAAACGCUGUCCAGUACGAGGGACAGCUGCGUAACUUCAUUGAUUACAUAUUAAUUUUUCUUGCUAUGUUUCAUGUUAUUUGCUGCGACGGAAACGUCGACAAUUCCUGAGAGCAGCCUCUCUAAUCAUGAAAGUAGAAAACAAUUAUACAUCAAAUGAAAUGAAAUGUCCACAUGUGUGCCGGUCUCUAAAUCUAAGAAAAUAAUUAAUUCGGG
This is a messenger RNA of Pseudoliparis swirei, 3228 nucleotides long. Its product is annotated as UDP-GlcNAc:betaGal beta-1,3-N-acetylglucosaminyltransferase-like protein 1. The record is from RefSeq and is a predicted model, not a curated record. Gene Ontology annotation, molecular function: hormone activity. Lineage: Eukaryota; Metazoa; Chordata; Actinopteri; Perciformes; Liparidae. Gene Ontology annotation, biological process: energy homeostasis; positive regulation of brown fat cell differentiation. The coding region runs from base 1511 to 2650 and encodes 379 amino acids. The transcript has 12 exons.